UUUAGGGUUUCAAUCUUAUUAUUAAUCCACACCCAAUUUAGGGUUUCACACACCGUUAGUUGUAGUAGUUAGGGUUUACAGUUCCCUCUCUCUCUCUCUCUCUCUCCACCACUUGAAUAGAAGAGGUUAAAGCGACGGCCGCCACCGCUGUCCGCCUUGUUUCAGCACCUCCACCGCUGUCUUGGCCCUCGGUUUUGUAAACCUCCAUCUCUUCCGUUCAUAUCUAGUCUAUACUUUCUCAAAAAACAACAAUGGGCAAGGUUUCAAAGGCUGAUAAGAAGAUCGCUUACGACCACAAGCUCUGCCAGCUUCUCGAUGACUACACUCAAGUGCUUGUUGCCGCUGCCGAUAAUGUUGGUUCCAACCAGCUCCAGAACAUUCGUCAAGGGUUGAGGGGUGAUUCCAUUAUUCUGAUGGGGAAAAAUACUAUGAUGAAGAGGUCUAUUAGGAUGCACUCUGAGAAGACUGGGAAUACGGCCUAUUUGAACUUGAUUCCGCUGCUUGUUGGAAAUGUUGGUCUGAUCUUCACCAAGGGUGACUUGAAGGAAGUCCGUGAGGAAGUUGCUAAGUACAAGGUUGGAGCUCCGGCUCGUGUUGGUCUAGUUGCCCCAGUUGAUGUGGUUGUCCCCCCUGGCAACACCGGUCUCGAUCCAUCACAGACCUCUUUCUUCCAGGUUCUUAACAUUCCCACCAAGAUUAACAAGGGUACUGUCGAAAUUAUCACCCCUGUGGAGCUCAUCAAGAAGGGUGACAAAGUGGGUUCAUCCGAGGCUGCUCUUCUUGCCAAACUUGGCAUCAGGCCAUUCUCAUACGGUUUGGUUGUUCAAACCGUGUACGACAAUGGUUCUGUCUUCAGCCCCGAGGUGCUUGACCUGACCGAAGAUGACCUCAUUGAGAAGUUUGCUUUGGGUGUGUCCAUGGUCACUUCCUUGGCACUUGCUAUCCACUACCCAACUAUCGCAGCCGCACCUCACAUGUUGAUCAACGGUUACAAGAAUCUGUUGGCUGUUGCUGUUGAGACCGAGUACUCUUUCCCAUUGGCUGACAAAGUGAAGGAGUACCUCGCUGAUCCAAGUAAGUUUGCUGUGGCUGCACCGGUUGCUGAAGCUGCUCCAGCUGCCGCUGCUGCACCUGCGGAGACGAAGAAGGAAGAGCCAAAAGAGGAAUCUGAUGAUGAGGACUUUGGUAUCAGUUUGUUUGAUUAAACGAUUUAUGGGAUCUUUUUAUCGCCUUCAGACAUUGUUUUUGGUGUUCUUUUGAGAAGUUUGGUUGUUUUUGGUUUGUUUUGGAACAAUACUUGGUCUUGUUUGGAUAUGGAUAUUUACUUUUGAGAAGCUAAGUUGGUGUUUUGUUAA
Molecule: messenger RNA, 1355 nt
Organism: Helianthus annuus (common sunflower)
Lineage: Eukaryota; Viridiplantae; Streptophyta; Magnoliopsida; Asterales; Asteraceae
Product: 60S acidic ribosomal protein P0
Exons: 4
Coding region: 252-1205 (317 amino acids)
Biological process (GO): ribosome biogenesis; ribosomal large subunit assembly; cytoplasmic translation
Cellular component (GO): cytosolic large ribosomal subunit
Molecular function (GO): structural constituent of ribosome; large ribosomal subunit rRNA binding
Source: RefSeq, a predicted model, not a curated record